UACAUACGAUAUUUCUGUGUAAAUUAAUAUGAAUAUUAACUGAUUAUAAAGCAUAUGUCGUAAGGCGUGAGUAUUUAUAUAUUUUCAUAUUCAUCAUAUGGAAUUUCGAUCUAUGUAAGCGUAGAUUCUAUGAUUGAACGCGCCAUUGCAUGAUUGCAUGCCACGGUUUAUUAUUUACAUGAACGUGUUGCAAUUAAGAUGCAAAUAAUUGAUAAUAGUAGAAGAACGCGAUUCUUACGACAGUUCGAACAAAGUAUCGGUAGCACGUUAAAGUGAUCAGUAUCCGAAGAGAACGUCUUAAAGAUGACGUAGGUCUGGAAAUCGUCGAGGGCAAACCCAUUAGCUUGUCACCUGCCCAUUGUCAUUUUUGAUAGUCGGCAUGAGACGUGCCAACUCAUCUGUUAUCAGUUAGAUAUGUACGAAUUUUUCUACGGCAAUAUGUGUUCAUUAAGAAUUGUCUUUGACACACGAUGAAAUAGACAUUUAUUCGAACACUGUGAGAACAAACGAGAGAUCAUUGCACGAUGGCAACCGCAGUUCUCGGAGCUAAUCCGGAAAAUCCUACCAAAUUUUUGGAAUCGUUGCAAGCCGACCUGAAAGUGCUUGCUUCCGAGACGAAGAAGAAAUAUCCACAAAUCAAAGAAUCGUGUGAAGAAGGGAUCGCAAAAAUACGAACAGCUUCUAAUACCUCAGGUGCUCCAAUUUAUUAUAUCGUCAAUCAGAUCUUGUAUCCCUUAGUGCAAGGUUGUGAGAGCAAAGAUGUGAAAAUUAUUAAGUUUUGUUUGAAUAUGAUGCAAAGGCUGAUCACGCAGCAAGCUGUGGAUCAAAAAGGUGCUCGGUAUAUUACAGACACGUUAUGGAUGUUGAUGGAAUCGGGAACAGAAGAGGUCAAAGUCUUGCAGACUGUGACUCUUUUACUAACGAGUAAUACCAUCGUUCACGGUGAAACGCUAGCAAGGAAUUUGGUUCUGUGCUUUCGCUUGCACUUUACGAAAGAUUCGACGACCAUUAACACAGCAGGAGCCACGGUCAGACAAUUAGUAUCGUUAGUAUUUGAACGUGUCGUCGCUGAAGAUGAGCAAAGUCCUGAGAAUGAAGAUUCGGAUGAAAUAAAUUUAGAAGAACUAAAGAUUCCUACUAAUCAGGCACCCAAGGGUUUAGGGCCAUGUGCUGCUGACGCAUACUUAAUGUUUCAAGAUCUAGUACAGUUAGUAAACGCAGACCAACCUUACUGGUUGAUUGGAAUUACAGAAAUGACGCGUACGUUUGGAUUAGAAUUGCUAGAAUCUGUUUUAACAAAUUUUUCGUCGGUAUUUUUCAAGCAUCCAGAAUUUAGCUUCUUGCUAAAGGAAAGAGUGUGUGCGCUGGUAAUCAAAUUAUUUUCACCAAACAUCAAGUAUCGUAAUUCGGUACCAGCGUCGCUGCAACAAGCUACGCCUUUGGAUAAACCUUACUUUCCCAUCAGUAUGAGACUUCUCCGAGUUGUAUCUAUUCUGAUUCAAAAGUAUCACUCUCUUCUGGUGACGGAAUGCGAAAUAUUUUUGUCUUUAAUCGUUAAAUUCUUGGAUCCUGAUAAACCACCGUGGCAGAGAGCCUUGGCUUUGGAAGUACUCCAUAAAAUGACGGUGCAGGCUGAUCUCCUUACAAAUUUUUGCGAAUGUUACGAUUUAAAACCUCACGCGACAAAUAUUUUUCAAGACAUUGUCAACAGUUUAGGUGCCUAUGUACAUAGUCUCUUUGUUAAUCCCCAGCUGAUGAAUCAAAGUAACAUGGCGGCAGGCACGACGAUACCACAAAAUACAGCUUCUCCGUUAUUCACGGGGAUGCCUAUAGGACCUGGUGUUUCACCUCAACCUGGUUUCUAUUCGCGUGGUAUUUGGUUGCCCGUAGUUGCGACUUUCACGAGUGGGCAAGCUAAAUCAACUUACUUAGAUAUGCUUGACAAAGUUGAGCCACCGCAGAUUCCUACUGGCUACGGUAUAAGCAUAGCUUACGCGUGCUUGUUGGACAUUAUACGAUCCAUAGCUUUUGCAAUCAAUGGUUCCGGUGAAGUCGUGACUGGGAAUCAUUCUUAUAAACCAAGUGAAUUUGAACGGAAGCUUCAUACUCAGUUGAUCAACUCUAGCUGGUGCGGUUUAUUAGCGGCGUUGAGUCCUCUCAUAGAUGCAAGCACCGAUGAAUCUGCGACUGAAAAUGUGUUAAAAUCAAUUCAAACUUUCGCGUCACUCUGCGGACUAUUGGAGUUGCAAACUCCGCGAGAUGCUUUCAUUACUGCGAUAUGCAAGGCGUCACUGCCUCCUCAUUACGCACUGACCGUAUUAUACAAUGCUCCUCAAGGUAUACCGACCGCGAGGCAGCAAGAGUCUACUCAGUACAACGUGACUAUCGGUGAACCCGAUUACAGGCAACAGGUAGUUGCCGUUGGUACUCCGCUGCCUACCGCGUCUCUACCAGUUGUUGCACAUCAAGGGCCGGUUAUGCUGACCGCGAAGAAUUUGCAAUGUAUGCGUGCUUUAUUGUCGCUUGCGCAUUGCCAUGGAAGCAUACUCGGCGGUGCGUGGCACUUGGUACUAACGACUUUACAACAUCUCGUCUGGAUACUCGGUUUAAAGCCUUCGACGGGAGGCUCUUUGAAAGCCGGGCGAACCGCUGCCGAUCCGAAUGCGGUACUAACAAACGCAGUUAUGGCAGACUUGCCUGUGCUCAGCGCGAUGCUCAGCAGGCUGUUCGAGAGCAGUCAACACCUCGAUGACGUCGCGCUGCAUCAUCUGAUAGACGCACUUUGCAAGCUGAGCCACGAAGCUAUGGAGUUGGCUUAUUCUAACAGAGAGCCUUCUCUAUUCGCUGUGGCCAAACUUCUAGAGACGGGUUUAGUUAAUUUACCGCGAGUAGAAGUCUUAUGGAGGCCCUUGACGAAUCACUUGUUGGAGGUUUGUCAGCAUCCGCACAUUCGCAUGAGAGAAUGGGGAGUCGAAGCUAUUACGUACCUUGUGAAAAUGGCUCUUCAGCACAAAUACCCGCAACCUUUACGCGAUAAUCAGAAACUGCAGACCUUACUCUUAGGACCGUUAUCGGAAUUAUCAUCGGUUCGUCACGGGGACGUGCGACAACGUCAGUUAGAAUGCGUAUUGCAAGUUUUGCAUGGAGCAGGAGAAACGUUGUAUCAUGGGUGGCCUUUGGUACUUGGUAUCAUUGGAGCAGUGUCUGAUCAUCAUGGCGAAGCUUUAGUUCGAAUAGCCUUUCAAUGCUUGCAAUUGGUAGUAACCGAUUUCCUACCAGUGAUGCCUUGGCGAUGUCUUCCGCUGUGCGUCGACACGGCCGCAAAGUUUGGUUCUCAGACACAAGAAUUAAAUAUAUCGUUGACCGCUGUCGGGUUAAUGUGGAAUAUAAGCGAUUAUUUUUAUCAAAAUCAAGAGAAACUCUGCAUGUCUCUAAAAGGGGAUUCAUCUUCUGUAUUUCCGGAUUUCCCUGGCACCACAAAUAUGCCACCUUUUGAUAAACUCUGGAUGUGUCUGUAUGCUAGAUUAGGUGAUCUGUGCGUGGAUCCUCGACCAGCUGUUCGUAAAUCAGCCAGUCAAACACUAUUUUCUACGAUAUCCGCACACGGUAGUCUGUUGCACCAGCCAACGUGGCAAGCUGUGCUUUGGCAAGUUCUUUUCCCGUUGUUAGAUAAAGUAAGAAGUCUAUCUAACUCGGCCAGCAGUGAAAAGGUUGAUACUAGCGGAAACAUACUCAUACAUCACAGUAGAAAUACAGCACAAAAACAAUGGGCAGAAACGCAGGUAUUGACAUUGAGUGGCGUAGGAAGAGUGUUCAACACGAAACGUCAACUAUUACAAAUGUUGGGAGAUUUUCCUAGAGCUUGGUCUCUUCUACUAGAAUUCAUAGAGAAUUCUGCACUAAGUAAAAAUAACGAGGUAUCAUUGGCAGCUCUGAAAUCCUUUCAAGAGAUUUUGUACCUUCAAAAAGGUAGCGAUAAUAACGAAGUGAUCCAAUCGAAAGAUUCUGAAGCAUUGUGGAUCGUUGCUUGGCGUGUGUGGCUUAACAUCGGAAUGGAAAGUACGACGCCUCCUCAGGAAGGCGAAACGGAACCUUAUGUACCGUCGCAAGCGUUUUUAACAGCACUGGUUCACAUAUUCCCAGCGGUUUUUCAACACAUCAGAAACAAAUUCACCGGGCCAGAUUUGCAAAAGCUCUGUCAAGUACUAAAGAACGCAGUCGCAGUUCCGGUGCACGGUGAAUUGACACCGCACAUAUUUUUUACCACGGUGCCGCACGUGGACCUUACUCAUUUACAAGACGGCGUGCUUCAUUCGAUAGAACUCUUGCAGAAGGAAGCGUUAAACGGACCUGAGAAUUUACGAACGAUGAUCGUUUUAAUAUUCCUUCAACUUUUGAGCUUCUCUAAAUUGGCUUGUGAAGCUCCCACUUAUGGGAAGAUUCCAACGAAACACAUUUCUCAAAUCAGAGGACUGUCCAACGAUUGGGUGAUGAUGAACUACGUUCCUUUCGGAGAGAAAGCUUUAUCGAUGGUCGUAACUUUGUAUCAAAAGACGGCGCACGAAAUGGCAGUCAUAGAGGGACAAGUUUUAAAGCAUAUUAUAGAAGCGUUGCAUGUGCCUUUGUCGAUGAAGUAUGCCUGCCCGUCACCGACUACUUGGAAAUUGGCUGUUACUAGUUUACUCGCUGUCUUACACACAGGUUUACCCUUGGCCAGAAAGUAUCCGGAACAGUUUCAAACAAUGUGGCCAGAACUGGCAAACACUCUAGACGAUUUCCUAUUUCCGAAAAGUGUGGUAAACGUAGAACGUGGAGUCGAGGAAAUUCAAGCGGACGAAGCUGUGGACUGCCAAGUGAUGGAACUCUUACGAGACGAAGUUUUACCGCAUUCCCAACAUAUACCUCAUCAAUUCAUUUUGCGCGUGGUUAUGCUCUUGAACAAGGGCUCUAUACAUUCGGCAACCACGACAAAUAUUGAGAAUAAUGGUGAAACUAAAUUGAGAGAAGAAUUUGCCAAGACGUGUUUUGAAACGUUACUCCAGUUCUCCUUGUUGGAUGGUUUGAACAACGAACCGGAACACGACGCGAACAAGAACGCUGAGAACGACGAAGGAGGUGUCGCGGGGCGGUUAGCAGUGACUGCGCUCCUUCACAGGUUCCAAGAAGUUCUGCGACGAUACAUUGAAAACGAAAGGCGAAGCGGGAAAUGUCCGCUACCUAGAUUGUCCGAGAUUUCGUUUGUUUUAAAAGCCGUUGCGACGCUUGUGGUAUCUUUGAAGAAAGCUCCACCGAACAAAGUCGAAAGGUCGGUCUGGGAACAACUGAUCGGACUGUAUCCCUGUUUAGUAGAAUGUACUGUAGCUACAGCAUCGGGGCAAGUGUCAAGAUCGUUGCGCGAGGCUCUGCUUCAGUACCACGAUUUAUUGAGACCACCGCUUCAUAGUUCCACGACGUCAAACGGUGUUUGACCAUUGCAUUCUUACGUUCUAAACCGAAAUAGCGGUGUUUGCUACGCGAACAAGUAGUUCAACUUUUUAUAACUGUGGUUACGUGUACGAUAAGUUAAAUUUUCCGUAUGUACACGUGGAAGGUAAACAAAUUGAAGAUGAAGUUGAAGAAUACGUAUUCUUAAUUGAAUGAUUUCCGAGUCGUUACCGUGCAGCAGAAGGUAAAUGUUCUAUCUUUAUCUUUAUGGUAUACAGAUUUCAAUUCUGUAAAUUGCAAUAGACUUUUUGAAACGAUAUAUUUAAUUAACAAACGUAUCAUUGUACAAUGAAUGCAUAACUUAGUUAUUUAUUUAAAACGGUUUUUAAACUUUUUUUUCUUUCCACAAAGAUGACCACAAAAUUCUCCUUUUUCUGUACUUAUUCGAUUUUACAGUAACAAGAAAACUGCUAUACGUAUAGCAUGAUGAUCAUAAAUAAGUAGAUAAUACCAUUUUGAUGCAUAGAACAGUUGCAUACAAUUUUUUGUUGGACCAGCAUUGUCACUUAUAACGAACAAAGAUAAAAAAAAAACGAUAUAAUGUGGUCUCUCAUUAUUUAAUAAAGUAGUACAUAAAAAGAGUAGCCUUAUAUGUAGGAAGUCGGAGCAAGUAUGCAAAAAAGAUUUGUGUUAAAUAUGUAUUUAUUUGAUAAGCGCAAAUUUAAUUAUAACUACAAAUUAUACAUAUAUACACGCCAUACUGCUGUACAUAGAUCGAUGUACAACUUGGCUUUUAUAUUAACUGUAAAUACUGAAUGGAUUGCGAGUAGAAUCAUAUACAGUACAGUUUUAUAUAAAUAAUAUCAAAUUAUUAUCCGCGCGCUAUUCUUACAAACGAUAUAACAAUGAAAAACUAUGAUAUAAUAAUAAUGUAAAUAGUCACAGAAAAAUUCAAUAAAAGUCUGAAAUAUU
Ceratina calcarata is the source of this 6396-nucleotide messenger RNA. It is a transcript of the gene mon2, whose product is annotated as Mon2 homolog, regulator of endosome-to-Golgi trafficking. NCBI's taxonomy places the organism in Eukaryota, Metazoa, Arthropoda, Insecta, Hymenoptera, Apidae. The coding region runs from base 525 to 5468 and encodes 1647 amino acids. The record is from RefSeq and is a predicted model, not a curated record. The transcript has 22 exons.